Messenger RNA from Helianthus annuus (common sunflower), 2357 nucleotides. RefSeq names its product pentatricopeptide repeat-containing protein At1g08070, chloroplastic. Gene Ontology annotation, biological process: RNA modification. Gene Ontology annotation, molecular function: RNA binding; zinc ion binding; protein binding. The record is from RefSeq and is a predicted model, not a curated record. The transcript has a single exon. NCBI's taxonomy places the organism in Eukaryota, Viridiplantae, Streptophyta, Magnoliopsida, Asterales, Asteraceae. Bases 97 to 2148 code for a protein of 683 amino acids.
AAAUAGUAGCCGGUAUAACGACCGGUUCGAACCGGUAUUUAAAACAUUGAUUUCCCUCUCUAACCCUCACACUUCACAAUCAAUAACAAUCAAUGGAUGGGUUUCUUCAAAACAAUGACAGAACCACAAACCCAACAAAAGCAGCUAGCUUUAUCACUCUUAAAAACCCCUCAAUCAAUCAAAUGCCCCAAACAUCUCCGAUCAAUCCACGUCAUCCUCCUCCGAACAGCCCUUCACCGGAGCAGUUACGCCGUCGGAAACUUCAUCACCAGUUGUGCCAAUUUGGGCCUCAUGAACUAUGCACACCAAAUGUUCGACCAAAUGCCUGAACCAAAUUCAUUUGUCUGGAACACCCUGAUUAGAGGAUUCCAACAAAACCAUGAACCCAGAAAGGUAAUGGAUUUUUAUGAUCGUAUGUGGAGUGAACGCGUUGGCCCGGAUUGUUUUACGUACCCGUUUGUGAUUCGGGCUUGUACCGAGUUGUCUGAGCAUGUUAGAGGGAAAUGUGUUCAUGGGUUGUUGUUUAAAGUCGGGCUCGAGUUGGAUAUGUUCAUCGGUACGAGUUUGAUUGAGUUCUACGGUGGUUUUGGUGAUGCGAAUGCUGCGCGCCGUGUGUUUGAUGAAUUGCCGGUGAAAGAUAAGGUUGCUUGGACUGUUUUGUUGUCUUCGUGUGUCGAUAAAUGCAGUGACUUGGAGGCUGCGCGUAAAGUGUUUGAUGAAAUGCCUGGUAAAGAUCUUGUGGUUUGGAAUAUUAUGAUAUUUCAGUAUGUUAAAGCCGGUGAUGUUCAAAAUGCGUACGAGCUUUUCACGUUAGCUCCUGUUAAGGAUUUGUUGAUGUACAAUACGGUUUUAGGUGGAUAUGCUAGACAUGGUGAAGUAGACAUGAUGAUUAACUUUUUUCAUGAUAUGCCCGCGAAAGAUUUGGUAUCUUGGAACACUGUCAUCGGUGGGCUAGUUCGGGACAACCGAAUCAAAGAAGCUAUGAACUGUUUCCAACAAAUGUUGAGUGAAAACAUAAGCCCGAAUGAGAUAACGUUGGUAAGUCUUUUGUCUGCGUGUGCUCAAGUUGGUGCUUUAGAUACAGGGAGAUGGUUGCAUUCGUAUAUUGAUAGGAACAAUCGUGGGUUAAACGUUGUGGUUGCGACGGGUUUGGUGGAUAUGUAUUCGAAAUGUGGAGACUUGGAAAGUGCUGAUUAUGUGUUUAAUAAGUUGCAAAACCCUGAUGUUGUUGCUUGGAAUGCUAUGAUUAUGGGAUUCUCGAUGAACGGUCAAAGUAAGAAGACUUUAAAGUUGUUCACGCGUAUGAAAUCGGGAUCCGUCAUGCCAAAUGAAGUCACCAUUCUUGGUGUUCUAUGUGCAUGUGUUCAUGCGGGAUUUGUGAACGAGGGUCGGGAACUGUUUAAUAGUAUGGUUAAAGAUCUUGGUUUGGCACCUAAAGUCGAGCAUUACGGCUGUAUGGUUGAUCUUCUCGGGCGGGCGGGUUUACUUGACGAAGCGUAUGAGUUAAUUCAAAGUAUGCCGAUGGAGCCACACACAGGGGUCUGGGGUGCACUUCUCGGUGCAUGCAAGCUUCACAAGAACGUCGAGUUAGCCGAAACAGCUAUCGAACACUUGAAUGAGCUUGAGCAUGAAGAUGGGGGUUAUCUUACUAUGAUGUCCAACAUAUAUGCAAAUGCAGGAAGGUGGGAUGACGUGGCGAGAACACGACAAUUGAUGAGAACAAAAGGGGUUGAUAAGUUGCGUGGGUGUAGUUCGAUCGAGGUUAAUGGCGAGAUCCAUGAGUUUGGAGCCGAGGACAAGGUUCAUCCAAGAUUGAAGGAGAUUCAUGAGAUGAUCGAUGAGAUUUUGAGUCGUUUAAGGUUAGCGGGACAUGUUGCAAGCCGAAACGAGGUGUUUUUUGACGUUGAAGAUGAAGAGAAAGAUAAGGCGUUGUUGUAUCAUAGCGAGAAGAUGGCGGUUGCUUUUGGUCUUAUCGCUACUACUAAAGGAACCGUUAUACGAGUAGUGAAGAAUCUAAGGAUUUGUGGCGAUUGUCAUGCUGUGAUGAAGCUAGUUUCCGAGACUUUUGAAAGGGAAAUUGUGAUUAGAGACAGGAGCCGGUUUCAUCAUUUCAAGAACGGUCGUUGUUCGUGUGGAGAUUACUGGUGAAUUUUAGCACCAAAACCGGAUACAUAACCGACCCGGUUGAGUGAUUUUGAACCGUCUGGUUACUGAUUGAACUGGACCGGUUGUGAUUCUACCGGAUUUCAUAAUCUUCAUAUUUUACUAAUUGUACAUCUAAAUCAAGACGUAAAACAGUUUCAUAUUUGGUGUAUGGCUUGAAUUUUCAAAUUAUUUAUGAAAUCAUCCGGUUUUUU